UUGACAAGGAAAAAAUGGAUCAAGUACCAAGAAUCUCAAUUCCAGGGCCUUUUGGUACUCAACUUUUACGCUGCUGCGACUAAGAUCCAGACAGUGUACAAGAGUUAUAGGACGAGAAGGAAUUUUGCAGAUUGUGCUCUACUUGUUGAACACUUGUGGUGGAAGGCCUUGGAUACUGAAGCUUUAAAGAAGAGAUCUAAACAGGAAGCUGCCGUGUCAAGAAUUGGGCAAAAUCAUGUUUGUGGUCUACAGGAUGAAAAGUCUCAAAAACUACCUCUGCAACAUUGGCUGGAAGCAAUUGACCCACGUUAUCGUUAUGGACACAACUUACACUUCUACUAUGAUGUAUGGUCCAACAGCAAAAGUACCCAACCUUUCUUCUAUUGGUUGGAUGUGGGUGAUGGGAAAGAACUAAAUCUUGAGAGUUGCAAGAGAGCCGAUUUGCAACGUCAAUCCAUCAAGUAUUUAGGACCGAAAGAAAGGGAAGCCUAUGAAGUAGUUGUGGAUGAUGGCAAGUUGAUAUAUAGGCAAAGCGGGAUGCUUCUGAAAAUAACAGAAGGACCAAAGUGGAUUGUACUUUUAUUUCUACAAGGAUCGAAGUAUAACACCAAGGCGACGCUUGAGAGUCUCGACAACAAGCUACCAUAGUGAACUCUCCCCUUCAUAUUGACUUGCUCAAAUUAUGCAUGAUGCUCUCCGCCGGUCUUCAUUUUAAUGUUCGGGAAUAAACUAUCAGGACCAAAUAAAGGUACUAGCUUCAAUAGGUAACUUAGCAUUUUUAAAGGUGAUUAUACAUGGUAAUGAAGUGAACCUCCGUUUCAUAUUAUUUGGUCCCUAUACCAAAUAUAGAUAUUUCAUUUUGCUUGUUUAAUUUAGAAAAUUAAAUGAGUUUUAUUAUAUUUUUCUGUUUCUACCUUUAGUAGUAAAUAGAGAAAAUUUCAAAAAUGAUUUUCAUUUGGACAUGAUUAGAGGUUUAUAGCUAUAAUUUGAUAUUUACAAUUCAUAGCCGUUUGAGACGCUAAGCACAUAAAAAAUCGCCUCUCUAGUCUCUCCUCAAUCUCGUCCACAUUUCUCUGUCUCUCUUUCUGCCAUCCCUUGCCCCUCCCUCCCCCCCUCUUUCUCUCUCCCUCUUUGUAUUAUAUAUUUUAACCCCCCUCUCUUUAUAUUUUGUAUUUCCACCCUUCUUUCUCUGUAUUUCUAUAUUUUUUGAGGUAUUAGGCGAUUGUAUUUUUUGUAAUCAUAAGGGCUUUUAGAUUGUAUCCCCCCUCUUUCUAUAUUUCCAUCUCUUUCUCUUUCUGUAUUUGUAUAUUUUAUGAGGUGUCAGGUAAUUGUAUUUGUUGUAUUCAUACAUGCAUUUAUGUCGUAUUAUGUAUUUUCACCUCUCUAUGAAUUUGUAUUUUUUUUGAGGUGUCAAGCAAUUGUAAUUAUUAUAUUUAUACGUGCAUUUAGGUUGUAUUUUGUAUUUUCACCUCUUUCUCUGUAAUUUUAUAUUAUUUAAAUUGUCAGACGACUGUAUUUGUUG
Molecule: messenger RNA, 1522 nt
Organism: Solanum dulcamara
Lineage: Eukaryota; Viridiplantae; Streptophyta; Magnoliopsida; Solanales; Solanaceae
Product: IQ domain-containing protein IQM5-like
Exons: 6
Molecular function (GO): protein binding
Source: RefSeq, a predicted model, not a curated record